CGAGCCAAUGAAGGCGUGGCUUAUGAGGCGGGGUGCGCUGCCUGGGAAGAGGACAUGUCUGACUCAGGCAGGGCCUGGGAGCUGAGAAUUCCUCGAUUUAAGGCUGGCUCCUUAGAACAUCCACAGGCUGAGCAGUGCAUCAAGAUUGGAGCAUGACGCUGAUUAAAGGAAGCUUCACCUAUUCCAGCGGUGAGGAGUAUCAUGGCGAGUGGAAGGAAGGUCGACGACAGGGGAUCGGACAGCUGAGGUUUGCGGAUGGCAGCAGCUACGUGGGUCAGUUUGAAAAUGGCCUGUUCAGUGGCCGCGGGACACUGGCCUUCUCGGACGGCUCGAGGUACGAGGGGGAGUUUGUCCAGGGGAAGUUUCAAGGAGUCGGAGUCUUCACUCGAUGCGACGGGAUGAAGUUUGAAGGAGAGUUCAAAAAUGGACGCGUGGAAGGAUAUGGGCUGCUGAUGUUUCCUGAUGGGUCUCACGGUCACCCCAGAAAUGAGGGCAUCUUUGAGAACAACAGGCUGUCCAAGAGGGAGAAGUGUCAAGCUGUGAUUCAGAGAGCGCAGGCAAGUGCGAAAACCGCACGGGGCCUCUCCCUUUAACUGCUUCCCCACAUGAAACAUCCAUCUUUUAUGCUUGCCGUGUCUGUGCAAGAAACCAGCAAGGCUGGGUUUGAGCUGUGAAUUGUUGAUUUCAAUCUUGUGUGUGAUGCUGUGCUAUUUAUUCCCCCCCCCCCCCCCCCCCGUUCCUCAUUAUCUGUCAGUCCUACCAACUCUGGUUGGAAUUGUGCAGGUAGCUGAAGACUGCCCGCAGCUGGGCGCAGGUAGGACAGUCUUUGCAUUUGAUAGGCUCACUAAUCUUGAGGUGCAAAAUUAAGACCUCACCUUCAUUUGGAGAUGCUGAUACAGCAUGGAAACGGGCCUUACGGCCCACCAAGCCCAUACCAACUCAUUCACACUAGUUCUAUGUUAUCCCACUUUUGCAUCCACGCCCUACGCGCUGGGGGAAUUUACAGAGGCCACUGACCCAUAUGCCUUGGGAUGUAGGAGGAAGCCGGAGAAAACCCACGUAGUCAAAGGGAGAACGUGUAAACUCCACACAGAUAGCACUGGUGCGCCACUGUGCUGCCCCCUGAACUGGCGACGUUCAAACCUUGCACGGCAACACACCUGACCUGAUCCUUGGAGUUAGUGAUCAGGCAUUGGGGAGUGGUUACUGACCACUGGAUUCUUGGCCUUUGACCUGCUCUUAAAUACAUACUAAACUUUGUGGGAGAAUGUCCAUAAGUCAUAGGAGCAGAAUUAACCCAUUCGGCCGAUCGAGUCAACUCUGCCAUUUAAUCAUGACUUAUCUAUUUUUCCUUCUCAACCCCAUUCUUCUCCCUGCAACCUUUGACACCCUCAUUAAACAAGAACCUCCACUUUAAAAAUACCCAAUGACUUGACCUCCACCGCUGUCUGUGGCAAUGAAUUCCAGAUUC
Messenger RNA from Amblyraja radiata (thorny skate), 1471 nucleotides. RefSeq names its product MORN repeat containing 4 (gene morn4). Lineage: Eukaryota; Metazoa; Chordata; Chondrichthyes; Rajiformes; Rajidae. The coding region runs from base 153 to 593 and encodes 146 amino acids. Gene Ontology annotation, biological process: response to axon injury. Gene Ontology annotation, cellular component: cell projection. The record is from RefSeq and is a predicted model, not a curated record. The transcript is spliced from 5 exons.